Linnemannia hyalina is the source of this 1737-nucleotide messenger RNA. The record is from the annotation of a GenBank genome assembly. NCBI's taxonomy places the organism in Eukaryota, Fungi, Mortierellomycota, Mortierellomycetes, Mortierellales, Mortierellaceae.
AUGAAAACACACCUCAGCACGACAACAUCUCAAUCCCAGGCAGCCACCGAUUACGCCUCUUCCUCUCCAUCUUCAUCAUCCCAGCCCACCUUCUCUGACUGGAAGUCGGCACCUACAUCCUCAUCCUCCACUAUCACCGCAGCAACCACGUUCUCCGCCAUUGACACAAUAGUGCCCAAGACAGAGCCAGACACCGCAACUACCGCCACCACCGCUAACUACAUCGACAUUGCUGGCCAAGUCGAGAAUUUAGAGCAGCCCGACAUCAAACCAAUCGUUGACGCAAUGGUCCCAUCUCAAUCUCAGGCACCACCGCAGUCAGUAUAUCCAUCAACCUACUAUGCAGCUGAAUUCGGCCAGGCAAAGUCACUACCAACUCAAUUCAACACUACUCAAUACAUGGCACCAGGAACAUACGUAGCAAGCCAUCACCCAUACGCACCUAGCGUUCAGCCUGCCAUUCACCGUCGGCCAUCUUUGAUGGUUGGUCAACAAAAGCAUCACGCAUACCCACAUUCGCCCCCAGACUCGCGCACUAGGACCGACUACCCUGCUCAACUUUCCGACAACACCCAUCAACCAGUCUUGGAUCUCUCCCAUUCCCCAGUACAGCCCGGACUUCAGGACUCGCAUGGACGUCACGGUUCCUUGGACUCGGCGACACAUCAUCACCUUCCUCCAUUGACCGAGACAUUGCAGAGGAUCGACCACGGCUCGCCUCGCUCGCGGGCUCAACCCUCUACCACGAAUAUCGAUGGUACGAUCUCCUCUAGCUAUUAUCCUCAGAUUCCCUUGCCCGGAGCUCCGGCCGUGGGCUCGAACGUUCCUGUCAACCAAGCCUACAGCCGGCGCGUCACCUACCCCUUUGUGCCCUCGAUCGACACCAGCUCUGGCUUACUGAUGAACAGCCUAACCAGCCCCGAAAACUCUGGAUCCAGCCCUUUGAUCGGUAGUCCGUUUACUCACAGUAGCGUGGUUAGUGCCAACGCAGUGCCAGUCCAUGGAAUGGUCCGUUCCUCUCCUUUGAUUGGAUAUAUGGACGCCAUGACCCUCCAGUCUUCCUCGCAGCCCCACCCCGCGCAGAUGUCCCCCCACAAUGGAUCGUAUCAUACUUCCCUUCAACAGGUUACUGGAGCUCAGCAGCAGCCCCAGGGAGCUGGAUGGUUCCCUGAUGCAGGCCUUGAUGGUGUUGAUAACGGCCAGGGAGGAAACAAAAUCUACUCCUUUGUUCCAAUCUCGGGAGUGAACUCUAAAAAAAGGCCUCGCCGCCGAUUUGAUGAGAUUGAGCGUUUGUAUGUCUGCAGCUGGGCUGACUGCGAAAAGAGCUACGGAACCCUGAACCACCUGAACGCACAUGUCACCAUGCAAAAGCACGGACCAAAGCGCAAUCCCGCUGAAUUCAAGGAACUUCGUAAGGCCUGGAGACGCCAGAAGAAGGCCGAAGAGGAAGCAGCCAAGCAGGCAGCCGCCUUCCAGAGCCAACACAACCAAGGAGGCCAGUUGCAGAUCUGCGACCCAGUGAUGAGCAAUCUUCACCCUCACUCACUAGCCAUGCAGGCCAUGUCUCAUCAGCAUCAACAGCAUCAGCAACAGCACCAGCCCCACCAGCUUCCUCACCCUCAUGAGCAUCCCAACCAAUACCAGCAAACCCACCACCACCACCAGCAUCACCAUGCCCAGGGACAGCUCCAACACCCCCUCCCUCACCAGCACCAUCACCACCCCAUGGGAUUCUAA